This is a messenger RNA of Ilex paraguariensis (yerba mate), 1538 nucleotides long. NCBI's taxonomy places the organism in Eukaryota, Viridiplantae, Streptophyta, Magnoliopsida, Aquifoliales, Aquifoliaceae. The record is from the annotation of a GenBank genome assembly.
CGUUAAUCACGUCGACGCCUCGCCGUUCGCCUGCAUCUAAUUCCUCCGCAACGCUUCCCCCAAUCUGUCUCUCUCUGCAUUUAUACCUAUCGAUCUUUUUCCUUCCAUUUCACUCAGAGUAGCACUUCAUUCAGCUGCGAUGUCGAUAAGAACUGCCAAAGUCAGUAAUGUUUCCUUAGGGGCAUCUGAGCAAGAUAUCAGGGAGUUCUUUUCUUUUUCUGGUGAUAUUGAAUAUGUUGAGCUGCAGAGUGACACAGAGCUGUCUCAAAUUGCAUUUGUAACCUUCAAGGAUACACAAGGAGCAGAGACUGCGGUUCUUCUUUCGGGUGCAACAAUAGUCAAUAUGUCUGUCACCGUUACUCUGGAUCCAGAUUACCGGCUUCCGGCUGCUGCUUCAGAACCACACCUUGCAACAGAAAACAAAACUCCAGGUGGUGCUCAAUCGGCUUUUCAAAAGGCAGAAGAUGUAGUCAGUGGCAUGCUUGCCAAGGGUUUUGUCUUAGGUAAAGAUGCCGUCAACAAGGCUAAGUCAUUCGACGAGAAGCACCAGUUGACCUCAACAGCAAGUGCUAAAGUUUCCUCUUUUGACAAAAAAAUUGGGUUUAGUGAGAAGGUGAGCGUUGGUACUUCAAUGGUGAAUGACAAAGUUCGGGGAGUGGAUCAGAAACUCCAGGUUUCUGAGAAAGCCAAAUCGGCAUUUUCAACAGCCGAGCAAACAGUCAGUGGUGCUGGGUCGGCCAUAAUGAAGAACAAGUACGUCUUUACUGGGGCUUCUUGGGUAACAGGUGCGUUUAAUAAAGUUGCUAAGGCAGCAGGCGAAGUCAGUCAGAAGACGAAAGAGAAGGUGGGAAUUGCUGAAGAUGAACAGAGAAGGAAAAUGGUUGAUGACUUUGCUCAGGUUCACCUAUCCGAGUCUCCUAAAGCUUCUGAUUUAAGUGAGCAGCAUCCUUCUAAGCCUGCACCAGCUCAAGGUUUGAUCCUCUAAUUACCUGCUUUUUCAAUGUUGUUUGUCCAUACUUUUGGAUUCUACAGUCUUGAUUUCCUACUCCACCAUUUAAGUAAGAUGUGGUGAAUAUAGACACAUUGUACCUCUACUGUGUUAUGAUUGCACACAAUCCAUUUAUUGAAUGGAUCUGACGAGUCAACUUGAUUAUGACCCGAAACUGAUACGAUAAACCUAUACAAUGUGACUUCGUGUCAAGGCAUUAUUGUGUUUAGGUCGUGUAACUCAGGUCAAAAUAAGCUCGGUUCAUGUGUGGUCUAUUUAUUAAGUGGGUUUAACAAGUCAACCCAAUUUAUGAUUUGAAUUCCUUAAGGGUAAACCCGUGUCCUGAAGCUUCAUGUUCACUUUUUUGAGCAUUGUUAUCUACAUAUUUUUAAUAUAUUUUUAUGUAAUAUUUGAUGUAGUUAUUAGGGAGUUAUUUCUGCAAAUAAGUUAGUAGUGGAGUAUUUUUGUAGGUAGCUUCUUACAGGAUUAUUAAGAAAGUGGAGUCAUGGGUCAAGUUAGUUAUUAAGAUAGUUUUAUUAUCUUGUAUUUA